Molecule: messenger RNA, 1259 nt
Organism: Ipomoea nil (Japanese morning glory)
Lineage: Eukaryota; Viridiplantae; Streptophyta; Magnoliopsida; Solanales; Convolvulaceae
Product: 3-oxoacyl-[acyl-carrier-protein] reductase FabG-like
Exons: 5
Coding region: 297-1097 (266 amino acids)
Source: RefSeq, a predicted model, not a curated record
UCCUUAAAAAAAUGGAGUUUGUCCUGCGCGCUCCCAAACUGCAGGCGCAAGACACAGAGCAAAGGCGGAGCAUACCAAUUUAGAUUAAGCUUCCUACUUCAAAUUCAAUUUUUCUACCUAAAACCUAGUGGAUCUACGUCAAAUUUGUGGCUGUGCUGAGUAGUAGGUUUACAUGCAGUGUCGUGCUUACUAAGGUUAUAAAACAAACAAAGUCAUUCAUCUGAUUUGCGCAUUUCCCCAUCCAUCUUUCUCAGCUACAACUGCCGGCUCUUCUGGUUCCUGAAUUGCUCUGGAGAAUGGAAAAUCCUGGAAAGAAGGUGUUGCUUACCUCUAAUGCUGAUGAUGUCUGCAACAAUAUUGCCUUCCAUUUAGCUCAGCGUGGUUGCCAAUUGGUUUUGGUGGGUAAUGAAAGAAAAUUGAAGGGAGUUGCUGAAAUGAUAAGGCAAUCUCUAGAUGGCAGUGUUGUGGUGGAGGUGGUUGGCUUGAAUAUGGAGGAUGAGAGAGAGAUAGCUUUUGAUGAAGCAGUGGACAAGGCUUGGAAAAUUUUGGGCUAUUUGGAUGCUUUAGUGCACUGCUAUUCUUAUGAAGGGAAGAUGCAAGAUCCUCUUGAAUUAGCCGAAGAUGAGUUCAAGAAGAUAGUUAAAAUUAAUUUCAUGGCUGCUUGGUAUUUGUUGAAAUCUGUGGGUAAACGUGUACGGGAUAGAAAAUCUGGAGGAUCUAUUGUAUUUUUAUCGUCAAUCAUAGGUGCUGAGAGAGGAUUAUAUCCAGGAGCUGCUGCAUAUGGUUCGUGUUUGGCUGGAGUGCAGCAUCUAGUCAAGUCAUCUGCAAUGGAGAUGGGGAAGCACCAAAUAAGGGUAAAUGCAAUUGCUCGUGGCUUGCAUCUCCAUGAUGAGUAUCCUCUAUCUGUGGGAAAGGAGAGGGCAGAGAAGUUGGUCAAGGAUGCUGUGCCUCUAAACCGAUGGCUUGAUGUCAAAAAAGAUCUAGCUUCAAGUGUCAUCUAUCUGAUCAGUGAUGACUCUCGCUACAUGACAGGAACCACCGUCAUUGUUGAUGGUGCCCAGUCUUUAGUAAGGCCUCGUUUGAAAUCGUAUAUGUGAUGUGUUUUUGCGCUGUAUGUUGUGGCACAGAAAUAUGUCUACUGGCCUAUAUCAGAGAAUAAUUACUAGUACUAGCAAUGAAUGUAGUUAAACCCUUGAUAAAAUUGUCUUGUACUUGAUAUCUGAAAUCUGAAUAAUAUAUUGGUGUUUUUUUUGGUCUAA